CGCGUGGGGGUCACGUGAACGGGAGCGCAGCGGCCAUCUUAGAAUCGGAGAAUCCGCAGAGAAGCGGCGGCGGCGAUAGUGUGUGAGAGAAAGCGAGAAGGAGAGACGGAGGCGGACCACUCUGCUUUAUACCAGAUUUAUUUCUUUUAGGUGGUGGUGAGACAUCAAGUCAUCAGAAUAUACUCUGCAAACUUAUUCCUGGCUGUAGUACAGUUUCAUUAGCACUUGGAGUACUGUCCUAAUACAAGCUAAAAGGGCGCAGAGCUGGUAUCCACAACCUUCUGAUGCACUUGUCUCUAUGGCUGCCAGCGCUAGACUUCGUGUCAGACGCUGUCCCCACCAAUAUCUGAACUAAAAUACAAACUACGAAAACACUGAUACUGAGACCAAUUGUAGUAUCCCUAUCGCCAUCCUAACUGACAAAAAAAAUCCAGCUGAGCCUCUGGGGGAGAUUGUUGAAGCAAGCAAGUAUUUUUUUGAACCAUAAAAGGAAUAUAAGAUCAAUUCAUCCAUUGUUGGCCUCUCAGAGCAACAUACCUUGGGAGUCUCCAACGCUGCUUGUAGGUUGGGGACCUGAUCUUGGGUCAAGAACUGUUGUCAAAGACAAGGAAAUGGCAGCGGAGACUCAGACACUCAACUUUGGACCAGAAUGGCUUCGUGCAUUGUCCAGUGGUGGAAGUGUUGCAUCCCCACCUCCUUCACCUGCAUUGCCAAAAUACAAAUUAGCAGAUUAUCGUUAUGGACGAGAAGAAAUGCUAGCACUUUAUAUGAAAGAUAAUAAGGUUCCUGAAGAGUUGUCAGAUAAAGAAUUCCUGGCUAUUUUACAGGAUGAACCACUUCUGCCCUUGGCACUUGUACCUCUUACAGAGGAAGAACAGCGAAACUUUUCAAUGUCUGUCAACAGUUCGGCAGUGAUGAGGUUGAUGGGGCGGGGAGGAGGAGCCCCACCAGCAGGGGUGGUCAGAGGCCGAGGCGGUGCCAGGGGCCGGGGUCGAGGGAGAGGGGAAAGCAGUUAUUACCAAAGAAGUUUUGAAGAUGGAGAAGGGGGGUUUGGUCGUGGAGGACGUGAAAUGCUAAGGAGUCAGAGCUGGGAGGAAAGAGGUGACAGAAGAUUUGAGAAGUCUGGCCGUAGAGAUGGAGUACGGGUAGGGUUUGAGGAAGUGGCUCCAACCUCGCGCAAGCAGGAUUUUGCUCGCUCCGACAGUGAGAACUGGCGAGCCAUCCGCGAAGAGCAGAAUGGUGAAGAUGAGGAUGGAGGUUGGAGGACAGCUGGAGCAAGAAGAGAAGGUGAUCGGUGGCGACCUCCUAGUCCAGAUGGUCCUCGCUCCGCAGGCUGGAGGGACCAUGCUGAUCAGCGGCGGCGCAGGUUUGACUUUGACUUCCGGGAGCGAGACGAAGAACGUUCGUACAGGCGGGGCAGGACAGGCAGUGGCAGCUAUGAAGAGGAGAAGGAUAAUUUGCCUGAAUGGUGCCUAGAAGAUGCAGAGGAAGAGAUGGGGACAUUUGAUUCAUCUGGGGCUUUCAUGUCUUUAAAGAAGGGUUCCAAGGAGCCAAUUCCUGAAGAGCAGGAGCUGGAGUUCAGGGGAGUGGAUGAACUGGACGAGCGACCGGAAAACGAAUAUGAUAUGGAAUUUUACAAGGAAUCUGAAAGGACAGAAAAUGGUGAUGCAGACAGAACAGAUCUGCACACUGAAGCAUUCAACGGCAAGACCUCUCCCUCAUGCUCGUCUUCCUCUCCCUCGGAAUCCCAGCCCCAGGAGGCAUUCCUUCCAGUACCUGAAGAAUGUGAGGCAGUUGUACAUCGGACUGAGACAGAUGUGACAGAUUCUGUGUCAGAUACGCAAGGACACAAAGCUGUUGAUGAAGCUGUGAAUUUGGGCCAGCCUGCUCAGCUGAGUCCAGCCACGGUCUCAACUUUAUCAUCCUCUUCACCUUCCUCUUCUCCUCCAUAUCCUGGCACUGCUGCUGAAUUCAUACCGGCAGAUAAUGACGACGAUGAAGGGAUGAAACGGUUUGAGCAGGAAGCUGAAAAAAUGGUUGCAUCGCUGCACGACAACUCACUAGACGAUGAGCGGUUUGUCGAGAUGAUGCAAGAUCAAAGAAGUCGAGCUGCUGCUGCCGCCUUGCCCCUCUCACAUGAGGCAGCUAUGAAGUGGUUCUACAAAGAUCCACAAGGGGAGAUUCAGGGCCCAUUUACAACGCAGGAAAUGGCUGACUGGUUCCAAGCUGGAUACUUUCCCAUGUCCCUGCUGGUCAAACGGGGUUGUGAUGAGGGUUUCCAGCCUCUGGGCGACGUGAUAAAAAUGUGGGGAAGAGUGCCUUUUGCUCCUGGACCCUCCCCGCCACCAUUGCUGGGCGAUAUGGACCAAGGGAGAUUGAAAAAACAGCGAGAGUUGGCAGCUGCCCUGUAUCAUCAGCUUCAGUACCAGCAGUUUCUACAGCUCAUAAACAGUCGGCAACAGCUCUUACAGUGUGCACUGCAGCAGAAGGCAAACAUGACACCCCAACAGCAGCAACAACUUGUGCUGUUCCUGCAGCAGAUCCAGAACCUCAAAUCCAGGUGUGCAGAACAAAAUUUGAUUCCUCCUAUCAACAGAUCUGUGUCAGUUCCCGAAACUGGGUCCCUCUGGGACCUUCCAACCUCUGCUUCACAGCCCUCAGGCUGUGAAGCAGGUAGUUUGUGGGAUUCAGCAUCUCAGGGUCCACUACUGGAACAAAUUCAAAAGCUGGAGCGAGAGAAGGCUACAAAACUGAAGCAGGAGCGAAGAGACGUGGAGCUAAGGAACAAAAGGGAAGAGGAUGACAGAAAGCGACAGGAUGAAAUCCGAUGGCAAGAGGAAGAACGCAAACGUAGGGAUGAAGAUGAGCUGACAAGGAGGAAACAGGAAGAGGUGGUCCGAUUUCAAAGGGAACAGCAAGAGGAAGCUGCCCGGCGCCAAAGAGAGGAAGAGGAUCGAAGACAAGAGGAGGCCCUGAGGAGACGCGAUGAGGAGGAAAGGCGGCAGAUGGAGGACAUUCUCCGAAAACAGGAGAAGGAUCGGCGAUGGAUGGAGGAAGAGGAAAGCAGGCGCCAGCUGGAGGAAGAGGCCAGGCGCAGGCUUGCUGAGGAGGAGGAGCGGAAGCGCAAAGAGAUGGACCUGCAGCUUCAGCGGCAGCAGGAAAUGCUGAGGCACAGGCAGCAGCAGCAGGAGGCACUGAGGCGCUUGCAGCAGCAACAGUUGGCACAUAUAAAGAUCCCUUCUUCCACUACAUGGGGGCAGCAAUCCAACUCGGUACCACCUCUUCAGAAGCUGGAGGAGGAGCGGCAACGCAGGGAGGAGCAGUGUCGUCAGCAGCAGGAGAUAAUGAAGGCACUCCAGCAGCACCAGCAGAAGUCACCUGGCUGGAACAGUAUUCCCAAGCAGUCUAUGUCUGUAAAAUCACUACUGGAGGUGCAGCAGGAACUGCAGAAACAGCAGCAGCAAAGGGUACAGGCACGAGCUCAUUCUAGUAUACCUAUCAACAACUCUUCAGUAUGGGGAUUGCCUGGUCAGUGGGGAUCUGACAUGAAUAGCAUGUGGAGUGUGCACGAAACCAAGAACUCUAACAUAAGCCUGUGGGGGGACGAAGCUGUGAAGAGCACAGGCCCUGUGAUCAGGAAUGCAGGGUUGAAGAACAGCAGGAGCAGUCCUUCACUAAGUGACUCGUAUGGAAUUCCCACCCGACCAAGCAAGAAGAAGACUGAAGACGAGGAAAAGUUACUGAAGCUCUUCCAGGGAAUGAACAAAACUCAAGAUGGCUUCACACAGUGGUGUGAACAAAUGCUGCAUGUCCUCAGUACAGCCAACAACCUAGAUGUUCCUACGUUUGUGUCCUUCCUUAAAGAAGUGGAAUCGCCAUACGAGGUGCAUGAUUACAUUCGUGCAUACCUGGGUGACACCCCUGAGGCCAAAGAGUUUGCCAAGCAGUUCCUGGAACGUCGUGCCAAACAGAAGGCCAAUCAGCAAAGGCAGCAGCAGCAGCAACAGUUAACGAAGGAGCUUUUGGGCCUCACUGGGAAUCUCUCUCUGCAGCCUGACAGAUUACAGGACUCCAUCUGGGGGCUCGGUUCAAACGGCUUACAGUCGCUGUUCCAGGCUAAUCACAAUAGCGCACAGCAGUCAUCUUAUGAGAGCUCCCAAGCUGGGAAAAAGAAGAAAAAGCAAAAGAUGGUGAGGGCUGACCCUAGUAUCCUGGGCUUCUCUGUGAACGCAUCAUCAGAGCGACUGAAUAUGGGAGAAAUAGAGACGAUGGAUGAUUUUUAAAAAAAGGUUUUUUUAAAGUUCCUAAAAGCUGCCUUUGACUCCUUAUUGACCGUACCUGGAACAUGCUUCAUGGUAGGCGUCCGCAGUGAUGAAUCCAGGAUCUCCGCUCCCUGUGCUGGCAAGAAGUGUGAAAAUUCACUUAAUUUUUGUUUUGUGAACCCUCUGGGUACUUCUACUCUUCAUUGGAUGAAGCACCUUAAUAACCAUGCACUUUAUCAGACAUUGUACAUAGACUGAAACUGGAGGUUUUCUUGAAUAUAAAGUUCCUUUUUUUUUGGAAAUAUAUCUGCAAAACACUGUUACUGUUUUUAAAAAAAAAAAAGUUUUUUUUUCUUUGAAAGGAUGUGGAACCUGAAGAAAUGCACUUAAAAGACUGAAUCCAGAACUGGAACUUAUGGUGUGCUAUAGUUUGGACAAUGUGAUUUUUGAGUGUUUAGGUCCCUUUUUAAACAAAAAAAAAAGGCAAAGAGAGGAUCAGGAGGCCACUUACUCAGUUUUGCUUUGGUUGCACAUAAAGCACCGAGCUACAUUGGACUAACCCGGACAGCACUGCGCAAGAGUGGAUUUUCAGCAUUUACGUGGUGCUUAAUACAAGGAAUGUAUAAAAAAGACAAUAAAUUCAUACUUGGACAGAGUAGUUCAAGUGGACUGCUGCGUUGACAGCUUUUUUGUUUUUUAUUUUUUAAAAAAAGCUAUUUUCCCCACCCCUUUCCUAGGUUAAGUACUUCUUAACCCAGGAAUCCAAGCUCACCGGCAGUAACGCAGAACCCAUGCUGUCUAGUCAGCCGCGCGGACUGCAAUGCACCCGGAAGUGGAUGGCGGCUGACGAAUCGGAAAAAGAGGAAUGGAGAGAGACCAGCCCUCCAGUUUGCUUUGUUCUUCAAAAGGUUGCAAGACAGCGGCAAACCGCUACAAAGAACUCGCUUUUUUUCAUCACCCCCAACCCACCCCCACCCCCACCUUAGUCCACUGAGGUGACUUAACAGCUGUGCAAGGGCUGUACGCUAUAAUUACCACUAUUCAUGUGGGACCAUUUCAGUCUUGUGUCUUUUGUUUAAGAGGAUAGUUGUACUUUGGUCUGUUUGUGUGUGUGUGUGUGUGUGUGUGUAUUUUUUUCCCAAAUAUAAACUUCUGUUCCCUUUCGGAAUAGACCUAGAGUGGUAGGACUGAAGUGCAUCUUUGAAAGUCAGCUGCUUUGUAUUUGGACUCUGGUGGAAUGGCUCCCACUGAUAAUGCAUGUGUUUUUUUUAAUUCUUUGUUUUCUCUUAUCAAACCACAACUUGUCUUAAAGCUUUAAGAAAUGAAGCAAAUCACAAAUUGGCAUCCAGAAAGUCUGGGUGAAGAAGUGUGCAUGCUUCACAGGUGACUCUUUGGGAAGAUUGAAACCACAGUGAGGUCUAGUUGACUUGUGACAAGACAGAGUAAAGUCAAUAAGUGUUUGUAGAGUAUAUUUUUUAAAAAAAAACCUUUGAGGAGAGACGACAAAAGGAACGGGUUCAGGUUCGAUUUAAAAGCUACACCAGCUGGGCACAGAGCUUUACAGUGCAGAAUUAUCCCAGGUUGCAAACUCUGGUGCCUCCUGGCUAAGGCAGCAGUAUAUUUCUUCAGUUCCCCCCAGACCAAGGUCAGUUGAUUCUGCUAGCAUUAUCCAUUCUGCCCCAGUGGCUUCUGGUAUAUAGCAUCCAGUGGAUCUGGAAGUGGGCUUAGCUAUGAUUGCAUGUCUGCUUUCCAGAGUUAUGGAUGUUUGAAUCAAGAACCUAAUUUUGUGAGAUAUUGGAAUGGGACCUGCAGAGAGUUUGCUUGCAGUACCAGAGAAGGGGACCUGGGUUGGGCACAGUGGUUUGGAAUUGAUUGCACGUCAUUUACUCAUUGUGGUAACCAUGGUUAUAAUGUAAUUGAGUGUAAAUGUAAAGACCAUUUCAGUAUUAACAGACCUCAAGUGUACUUUCACAACUCGAGUGAGUGCAUCUUAGAAUUUGUUGGUGUGAAAAGGCUGUUUGCAUCUCUGUAAAAGCUUUGUGUCUCAUUUCUCCCCCCCCACCCCCAUCUUUUCGUUAAAUGCAUUCAACUAGCUAAUCUAUUAUAUACACACUCCAGAGCACUGUUUAAAAUAGGAAAUGGGCAUGAGGAAGGUAAAUGUGCAUCUGUUACUGUGUCACCCACAUAUGUGUGUCCACUUGCCCUACAGCAAACAGAGGCAGCAGCUUUAAUCCCUGAUGACAUUGGUUUUAUGCCCAUCCCACCCAAUACACCAAUGCAUUGGUUAAUUCCUGCAGAGGAUGCAAGGAGGGAAAGUGAGUUUUGUUGUUCGUAAUGGUAUUUUCCGUGCCUGCUUUGAGAUUACUGAUUCUGUUUUUCUUUUUUAAAAAAACUCCGGCAUUUGGGGAAAAAAAAGUUAUCCUCGUUAAAUUGCCCUAAAGUAAGUUAAUUGGAUUGUUUUUUUUUAAAGCUAACUUUGUUUAAAUUGGUAGGAGUUAGAGGCUUUUUAUUGAAUGGGCUGUGCUGCAUUAAGUCUGAGUUGCUUUUUUGAGAAUCCAGUUUGUAAACAGUGUUUUUAAUUGUGUGCUUAUUCACAGGUCAGCACUUCCUUAAUCGCGUAUGCUGGGGGAAAUAUGCACACAAAAUUAAGAAAUUAAUGUACUUGGACUGUUGCAUUAGAUGCAGCCAGAAUGGCACAACUUGUCCUUUUCCCAGGUACCCUGUAUUUGAAUUUAUCCCCAUGUAAAUCUCCUGUUUCCCCUACACUCCCUGCAUCCAAAGCCAGUAAUUGUUGUAAGUGGUAACCUGGUUAGAGUAUGCACACUAUUCAUAAGUUUACUUAUCUUCUACCCACCUAACAUGUAGGUUAGCAUUCAAGUGGUGUCUUUUGACAAGCAGGCUAGCACUACUUCAAAAUUCAGGAAAAUACGCACAAUAUUCUUUUCCAAGUGGGUUGGGCACACUGAGUUGGUAUCAGUCUGUGACUUCAAAUCCACUGAAGAUAUUUUUUUUACUGUCCAUUUCUCCCAGCAAUCAUCUUGUAUUACUUUUAAUAUAAAGUUCUCCUGGGUAGAUUGGUUGCAAUUUACAAAACAUGAUCUUCCCUAUGAAAGAGUUCACUGCUGCCACCAAGCUGGUUUACUUCUAAUUGUGGUGUGGUAUGUUCUGAAUUGGUUCCUUCAAAUGACUCCACCUUCAUCCACCAUGGCAGUAUAACGAAGCUCAAGGCCCUUUCUUCCACCUGUGCCCCAGCUUGAGAUUGCAAAAUAGGUAUUUGUACUGGUGGGUGUUUCUCAGAUGUAUGUGCUUUUUCUGGUCAUGGUUGAGAAACGUGUGGCCUUGGUUAAUGUUCCUAGGUCUCAAGUGUGGUCUAAUUUAAUCCUGAUGAUAGCAAUGUGGUCAAUAGGAUUGAAAUCCACCAAGAGUGAUGGAAAGAUAAGCAUAGGACAAAUGCAUCAGUUGCUGCAAGGGUUGGACUCCAGAGCAUUGCAUUGACUCCUGGCUCUAGUUUGGUUUUAUUUUUUUUUUAAAAAGCCUACUCCCCUUCCCCAGGCCAUGGCAGUCAGCAAUGCUCAUCUCGGGGUAAGCUUCACUGCAACACUUACUCAUUUGUGCCCAUUUAUGUUCGGCUGCUAUUGAAAGGAACAAAGAUUGUAUGACUAUAAAGCCAUGAGCUAGCUUAUUCAGCCUAGGCUGUACUGGUCCAGAUAUGAAGCACCACUUAUUGCAUAAGCUAAAUUAAUUCUGCACUCUUCUCAGUGUAGAUGUGUAUAUUUUAAACCAUGUCGAGGUUUUUUCUUUUGCGCAAUGCCACGUAUUGCUUUCUGGAGAACAUCCAGGAAUGUAGGCAGAUGAAGGAGGUAUAUUUUUUGGCUUGGGCAGGGAGGGACAUUGGAGAGUUAAUGCAAGUUGGAUGACUUAUUUGCACAAUUGUUUCAUUUGAUUUUACAACCAAUAUCUGUUGUGGGGGAGGUGGGUUGGGGUGGGGUAUGGGUGUAAUGUACUUUUUUAAAUUGUUGUGCAUAAUCCCGAGCUUUGUAGAUACUUUGCUUACCAUAUAAAUAACUUGUACUUUUGGUUGGAAGCCUGACUACAGAGUAAAAUUUAAACCUCCCUCUGCUAAACACAAGAUAUUAUUUUCCAGGUUGGGGAGCUCUGUGAAUACUGCCUUUUCACAAGUCUUUCAAGCUUUGCAUUCUUUUUGUGGAUGUAAUAAGGGGAGGGGGCGGGUGGUUAAAUAAGACAAGUGUAUAUAGUUUGAGAUGUAAAAAAAACAGAAUAAAUUCGUACUGGGUUUCUGAACUGAAAUGGCUUUUUUGUGGUUGUACAUUUCUCACCUCAUAUUUAGAUCGUCACUGAGCCUUACACCCUUUAAACAGUUUAC
Messenger RNA from Mobula hypostoma (lesser devil ray), 8646 nucleotides. RefSeq names its product GRB10-interacting GYF protein 2-like. Gene Ontology annotation, molecular function: protein binding. Gene Ontology annotation, cellular component: cytosol. Bases 612 to 4283 code for a protein of 1223 amino acids. NCBI's taxonomy places the organism in Eukaryota, Metazoa, Chordata, Chondrichthyes, Myliobatiformes, Myliobatidae. The transcript has 33 exons. The record is from RefSeq and is a predicted model, not a curated record. Gene Ontology annotation, biological process: insulin-like growth factor receptor signaling pathway.